This is a messenger RNA of Magallana angulata, 649 nucleotides long. RefSeq names its product SH3 domain-binding glutamic acid-rich-like protein 3. Bases 141 to 419 code for a protein of 92 amino acids. The record is from RefSeq and is a predicted model, not a curated record. NCBI's taxonomy places the organism in Eukaryota, Metazoa, Mollusca, Bivalvia, Ostreida, Ostreidae. The transcript has 3 exons. Gene Ontology annotation, cellular component: cytoplasm.
GCAUCUGGAUGCUGAAUCAUCAGCCGGCUCGUCACACGGGGGCAUCCAGCAGGGAUGCCGGUUCCUGCUUAUCGGCCUUAUUCUAACCAAAACACAGCGCUACUGUUUGCACAGUAGAUCAGUAGUAGACAAAAAUAAAGAUGUCGAUCAAGUUCUACAUGACCACCGUAUCCACGAACCGAGAUAUAUACAUCAAACAGAACCGAAUCAAGCUAAUCCUGGACGGUAAGAAGAUCCCCUAUGAAGAGAUAGACCUGAGUAAGAACCAGGAGGUGAGGGAGGAGAUGAGGGCCAUGGCGGGGAUACCCGACCUCCUACCCCCACAGAUAUUCAACGGAAACACGUACUGCGGGGAUUUCCAAGCUUUUGACGACGCCAACGAAGAUGGCCGACUGCUGGAGUUUCUACAUUUAAAGUGAAAAAUUGUGAUUAAUAUAUAUAUUAGGGAAGAAUGCUGCGAGAUGUAUCAAAUGAAUGAAUGAGAGACUGAACUCAAUAUUUAAUCAAAAAACCGCUUUAUUAGCCAAAAUGAUUUUUAAUCAUAACACAGCAUUUUAUUAAUACUUCCAUCAGGAUAUUAAUACAUUGUAUGGAUUGUAUUGUUAUGUCAAUGUUGUUUUAAAAAUUUUACAUAAAAAAAGCCAACGUA